Molecule: messenger RNA, 5922 nt
Organism: Pimephales promelas (fathead minnow)
Lineage: Eukaryota; Metazoa; Chordata; Actinopteri; Cypriniformes; Leuciscidae
Gene: nalf1b
Product: NALCN channel auxiliary factor 1b
Biological process (GO): calcium ion import across plasma membrane
Cellular component (GO): plasma membrane
Molecular function (GO): stretch-activated, monoatomic cation-selective, calcium channel activity
Source: RefSeq, a predicted model, not a curated record
GAUGAACGAGACAUACAAAUGUCGUUUCAUCUGUCACAUGCUGAUUCUCCUUUACGCAACAUGUUGUGAAAUUCUUUUCCUCCCAUCUUAGCGCAUUUAAAGGGCAUUACGCAUCGAAAAAAAAACGAUGUCAUAUAGCGCCACCGCGUCUUUAAACGUCCACACAUCGUCGUUUAUUAAUUGUGUUGGUGAUUGUAUUGAACGGAUUGCUUUUGACGGGAACGUUUGACGGGUUGGUGAAGAUGUAUGGACCAUAAAUGUGGACAAGAGGAAUGACAAGGUGUCCGGCUUUAAAAUCUAAACAUGUACGUGAAAAUGUGUAUUUUUUUUAUGAGUGAUCUCUCAUAUUGACACGUCCGGUGAGUGUUAGUGAGGUGAGCGAGAGCGGGCUGGCGCGCACGCGCGCGUAUCCAUCGCCUGUAGUCUAUAGAUCUGUGUUACUGCGCCAGGAUGGAGAUGACGCAAAUGACCCAGCUCCCCAAAAAGUGUUUCAAGACGAACAUGGCGGCAACUUAACACAGGACCCAAGAUGAUGAUGAUGGUAAUGAUGAACAUCAGAGAAUAUCGAAGGCAAUCCUCCCAGAUAGGGAAAGAGCAGCUCGUUCAGCGUCUUUCCUUCCCUUGAGGAGAUACGGGGACACAGACAGGAGCUUCGGGAACAGAGGAGGCAUGUUGUCACGCAGAAAGCGCUUUUUCUCCGGGGAGCCAUGCGGAAUAACGGAGAUAUGACCGCGCGCGGCUUUAUCUAGCCCAGAGAGUCGGAUACAGCUGCCACGAGCGCUGUUUAACGGGAGGAAAACAUUACAAAUCAAUGCAUUUUGUGGCAGAGGAGCCGUCGCGGUGGAGUCGGCCAGUGCUGCUCUUUCCUGAAAUAUGACCAGGGGUGCUUGGACGUGUCGGCAGCAAGAUGACGGCUUAAAAAUCUGCUUCGCACCCCGAGAGGACGAAAAGCCAUUAUUCACCGAUUCGGAAAGGGCCCAGAGAUGGCGACUGUCCUUAGCCUCUCUUUUGUUUAUCACCGUUUUGCUCUCUGAUCAUCUGUGGUUCUGUGCCGAGGCGAAACUGACGAGGACGCGAGACAAACGGCACGAGCACACGAACCAUAUACUUUCAUCCAGCCAUCAGAGAGAGCAGAGUCUUAUUUUUAUAGGCAAUUCUACCAAACCUCCGUGGAGACUUGAAACUUGUCACCCUGACAGCCUCUCCAAAAACUGCUUGACUUUCGCCGAGCCGGAAACCGUGUGCUCGGGCCUCUCCGAGUGGAACCUGAGCGAUUUCUAUCUUUCCUUUUGUAACUCCUACUCGCUUUUGGAUUUGUUUUACGGGUUUUCGAGUCCGGACAAUUUGACCUGUAGCCUGGACAUGGCUGAUGCGUCGGGAUGCAGCCAGUGCGUUCAGGCUUACCAACGCUUCGACCGACGAGCUCAGGAGAAAUACCAAGAGUUUGAGCUUUUGGUUCAGAAAUAUGAAACGGAUGUAUAUUCGGUGCGGACAUGCAUGGAAGAGUGCACGACUGUCUACAAACACUGGCUCUGUGCCCAGUUCUUCCACACCACACAGAUGCACUGCAGCAACAAGAUCCCCUGCAGGAGGUACUGCCUGGAGGUCCAGCAGAGGUGUCCCUUCAUAUUGCCUGACAAUGAUGAGCUCAUCUACGGUGGAAGCCCCAGUUUUAUAUGCACAGGGCUCCAAGAGGACAACCCCUCAGACGCAGAGACAGAGUGCUGCGAUGUCCGAUGGGACAGCAGGGCGGACAACAGCUCCAAAGGCACUCUCAAAAGAACUCACCCGUCGUGUCAGCACGGGACAUCCCUGACCUCGUCAGCGGCCUCUAGACUGUGCAACAGCAGACUCAAACUCUGCCUGCUGGUCCUCGUCCUCCUUCAUACUGUUGCCACUCUCACAGCGUCCCACAAUCCCACUGGGUUCAACCUCACCUCCAGCUCCUCCAACGAGGAAUGACGGAAUAGCCACUCGGUAACGCAGUUACAGUGCCGAUUCCAGUGACGUGACGGACCGUGGGUGACUUGCUGGUACAGAAACUGUGGACGUGCAAUCAAAGCAAACUGACCAAGCUAAACGAACACUGGACAAAUCCAAUCAAGCAACAAGAACAAGGGACAACACCGUAGCCUUUGUUGAAAGAGGCUUCUAGGGGUCGGAGUUCUCUCGCACCACUUUUUUUUUUUUUACACUGUGUCUAUGGUUUGGAUUUCUGUUGCACUAGAUGACUACAGGAUCUAAUUCAUGUUUCUUUUCUUUUCAUUUGGGUCUUUGUGCAGAAAGGAUUGGCAGAGACGUAUGAGUUAAAUGUACAGUAUCCAAUUGAAUAUUCCAAGACUGAGUGCGUGUCCAUGUGAGCGAAUGGAUGAGUGCGUGUGCAUGUGUGCCUGUGCUUGCAUCCGUGUGUCCCACUAAGAUGUUCUUCUCGUUUCUAUUCGUAAUCACAAACUCUCUGAAUGCUGCUCUAUUCAUUACGAGGGUUUUCUGUCAAAGUUUAUUCAUUGACAAAUCGGACUAGACAAAUACCAAGACACCCAACAAAAAAAGCCCAGGUUCAAACUCAGAUUCUCCCAUUAAGAUCUUGUAACCUUAUUAAGGUAGCCUGAUGUUUUUGUUGCUUGUAUGAUGUAAUUUCCUGCAAGGUCAGGUCAGUAGCUUUGGGGGUCUGGGAACGUUAAUGUCGCUCAGUUAUUUGCUUGAGUGCUUGACUGAAAAGGUCCAUGUUGGGAUGUUACAUGGUAUCCAGACCUCUCCCCCACCCGCCCAAUCUGCCAAAAGAUAUCUGCCAAUUUUAAUGUUAUAUAUUAUAUUAAGAUGUUAUAUUCUCUACCCUAUAUUCUCUAAUUGCAUGUUAGAACAAGAGUUUAGACUACGCUGCUAAAGUUUUAAAGAAAUAAAUCCAAACAAUCUGAAAAAGAGGAGCUCUCACUCCAGGUACCGUCCAAAUUAUUUGGCAGCAUGAAACCAGCCAAUCAGGGCUUACGAGGCAAAUUACCCCAAUCACACAGAGAGGAUCCAUCAUUCCUUAUUACAGUAAAGGGCUUAACCACCAUCAACACACAUUCAAACACUCCUGCAUGUAGAGACUCACGUGGCAUGAAUAACUCAGUGAAAACAAUGUUAAUUUUUUACUAAGAUAGUCACGUCAGCGGGAAGUUGGGGAGCUCAGUCGUGUGGCUCCAGAUAGAAGAACGAAGGCCCGUCUCAGGUGGCAGGGCUCAAGGUAUCUGCUUCUUUGUGAGAAAGAGAGGCAAAGUUAAGGGCUGAUAUAUUAUUUGAUGUUUUUUUUGUUCUACAGGUAUGCUCAAAUGAGGAUGUGUCACUGUGACACGCAAAACAAAGCCUUGAGUUUAACUAAGUUCUUGAAAGCCUCAGUGUGAACCUGUUAAAAUGACAGGCGUCACACCUGUGUUUCCAUCUCAUAAAUGUUAGAUUCAUAUACAUUUCAUAGAUCAGUCACAGCUAGCUUUAAAGCUAACAAUGCUAACUAAAAAAGAAAAACAGUGUUUUGUAGCCAUAUUUGUGUAAAGCAGGCCAACAUAAUGCAUGCCAUAGGAAUAAAAUGGAGUACAUACAUUCCAUGUCUAAUUUUAUUCCCUGCCUUUAGCCUAAAAAUAAGACAAUAUUUGUAGAUUGUCUGCAUUAGGGACGCGGUCGCAUUUUCCUUCGUAUCUCGAGAUUCUGUCGGCGAAAUGCAGCAAAUGUUUCUCGCACGUGAAUUUUCGCAACGGAUUCAGAUUUGUUAACAUUUUGAACACUCAAAUAUGUCAUAUUAAACCAAUAUUAAGCUGCUUAGUUUGGAAGUGACCUCUGAGUAAGUGGUGCUUCAUGCAUCACUACACUAUUAGACCUUUUUGUCUGCGAAUUUUUGCUAGAUGUGACAGCAUCUUUCAGCUACUUUUGGAAUCCAGUGAUGGUAAUAUGCAUUAACAUCAAAUGCUAUAAAAACUAAACUUCAAAUAUCAACUCUGGGGCAAAUUUAACCACCUUAAUUUUAAGAGAAGAAAUCAAUCCUUUUGCCCUUUUGUGGUUUAAGCUACCAUUAGCGGUGACCUUUUAAGGUGUCAGAAGCACAAAGUGAUUUUUGUUGUUGUCUGAAACGGACUGCUAAUGCAGCUCAGUUUAGCUGAUAAAAAGGCAUUUGACCUGAUCGGUCAAAAACACAGAGAGAAGCUAAUUUCUUUCCAUUGUUUUUCAAUUUUAAUAUUUUUCAACAAUGUACUCGGAGCGCUAAUUGUUGGCUGUUCAGGGUUUUUGAAUUUGGGCUUGUUGAAUUUUAUCAAAACUUAUUUGAUAUCAAUAAUGACUUUUAAUAUCCUCACCAUUGCAGCUUUGAUUCAUUGCUUUUAGGUCCAUCUCUCCUAUCUAAUGUUCUAAUGUUCUCAUUAAUACAUAAUUAUAUUUCAAAUAAAACCAAUAUGUGACCAGAAACGCAAUAGCCAGUGCUAUGUGUACAAUGCUAUACCUGUGCUUUAGUUAAAAUAGCAUGACCAAGGAAGUUUGACCAUAUGACAAGACACAAGGGCAGUCUGGCAAGCCGUGCUGAGGACUUUGCUGAUGAAUAAUUAGAGGAAAGCACAGAGAGAUACAGAAUACCCUCCUGAGAGCUUAUUAGUUGGUUUAUAACCUUCUAUAUUCAGCUCAGAUCACCUGCUCCGGAACAGCAGACGGAUCAGAAAUUGUUCUCUUUUCAUUUUCAAACAAAACUAAAUCACCUUCUCCAAAUGGGCCUGACGGUAUAGGAAAGACGGAUAGGAGAUGGGAUAGAGAGAGAUGGGCUAAUGAUGAACGGCUUAGCACUAUUAUUAUUUUGCUAAGAAUUUCUGGAUGUUUGUUACAGCAAGAAGACAAGCGGACACACACACACACAUUAACACGAUUAUACAUGCUUUUUCACCCAAAAAUCCUUUAUGUGUGUGUGUGUGUGUGUGUGUGUGUAUAUAUAUAUAUAUACACACUUGGUGAUGCUCUGCAAUUCGAGUUGUGUCAUUUUUAACACAUAAAUUGGACUAAUGCAACAAGUGUGAAUCAGGCACCUUGUUAGACAAAAACUCCUUUCGAACGACAUGCACCAUUCGCAACAAAGCGUCUACUAAAACAUCUUCCUAAAAGGGGAGUGGCGUUGUGGCUGCUCAGAUUUUUUCAUGUUUGUAACAUGUUUCUCUGUGUUUGUUGGGAUUCAAUCACCAUUUAGUAUGUCUCAGCGACUAACGAGAUUGAAUGUAACAGAUGCCUGCUAAAAUCGCUAAACACCACCAAACCUACUAUAAGAUGUAUUUUAUGCUUGCACAUGUGUUAUGGUCAUUUCCAAGUACUGAUCCAGCUGUGUAAGUAGUAUUCCACAUUGCGUAAUCACUUAGCAAGCAGAAGUACUUUCUUUUCUAUUUCUGAAUCCUGUGGACCUAUGCAGCCCUCAACCUCAGUUGUUUUUUCUGUUGUAAAUACGUUUUGAGAAUGCUAAACAAUGUGUGUCUCCGUUUGAUUUGGAGGUUUCCUUGUGUUCUGAGUUGGUGUCCUUUUUUAACUCCUCUUUUGUAAGUGUCAGAGAUCAUUGGGUGGUUUUUGCUGAGAUCGAUACUGAGAGCUGAGUGGUUUCAUCACAAGAACUGUUCUCUUGGUCACAACAUCGGCACCUGCAGGCUGUGAUGGUAUGUGCAAAGCAAUGACUUUAUGAAAAAAAGACAAAGGUUUAAAGGCAUAUAGAGAUAACAUUAUGACUACUGGAAAAAAAAAAUAAUAAUAUUAUAUAUUACCGGUAUAUUGUAAUAUUAUAGAUGAUUUAGUUCAGUAACCUAUUUAAUUUUUUUACAAGCAACUUUGAUGAAAUAAUUUAUAAAACAAUCUCACAUGUUAUGAUCUUUUCGAAGGUAUGAUUAUACUGCUAAAAUGAUUAAAGUUGUGUUCUGAUGAAAUAACAAA